Hyalella azteca is the source of this 3892-nucleotide messenger RNA. RefSeq lists its product as uncharacterized. Gene Ontology annotation, cellular component: extracellular region. The record is from RefSeq and is a predicted model, not a curated record. Bases 657 to 3119 code for a protein of 820 amino acids. Gene Ontology annotation, molecular function: chitin binding. The transcript is spliced from 4 exons. Lineage: Eukaryota; Metazoa; Arthropoda; Malacostraca; Amphipoda; Hyalellidae.
AGUCGCGGUGGGAGGUUGUAAGGUUUUGAUGCGGGCGGUUGUGUUGCUUCUGCGGUAUCGGUGACUUAGGACUCCGAGUUGACGAGCUCAGACGUGAUUUUGUCAUAUUGCAAACGUAAUUUGUAAUAAAAAUAGAUUCGUAGUUCUUGCUUUAGAAUUAGAAGUUGGCUUUCGAAAGAACCAUUUUGUUAAAAUUUCGUUCUCACGUUCCUACCUCAUUGAAAGAAAGUCAUAAGUUGUAGGAAAUUUGAAGGACGGUGUAUCUGUGUUUUUUUUUUUAUUAUCACCUACUUUAUUUAAUGAUGUAGUGCUCAGACUGCGCCCUGUCGAUUAGUGUUGCAAGUGAAGUGUGAACAAGCUGCAAGCAUUCUAACUCCAAAUAAGGACUCCAACGGCCAACAGGGAAGACUUCGAAGCCGGAGUAGCAGCCGGUCCCCACGUUCUCCUACGUACAUUAAUAUCACCAAAUAUAAAUUUUUUGGCCACCAUGAAAAAAUCAAUCUAUCCAAUCGUUGAUUCACCAAAUAAAAAGUUUUCUGUCUCAAUUAUGUGAUUUUUUGGCCAGUCACAGCAGCUAUUCAAUCUUGCCUUUUUGAAAGUCAUCCGCCCGGUGGAAGUCAUGCAUUUCGCAUUCAAAGUUCCUCCGAUUUGAGGUCAUGUCUAUGUUACCAUGUGGCCCGUCUUCCCUUCUUCUUCCUACAUCAUGCGGAGAAGAAGGGCACCACAGACGAAAACGCCAGACUUUACAGCGCCUGCGACCUACCAAAGCACUCAGAAAAUCAAGACUAGAAGACUGCGUGGCACGCUGUACGCAUGACACCCUGACGAAUGGCAUGUCUAUUGACCAUCGCCAUCCUCGUCCUCUGGAACGCGCGCUGUCUAGUGCCGAACCUCCGGACACUGGAUUCCUUACGGCGUUGCCCUGGGACUUUGCCCCCAAGCUUGAAGUCAUGAAUAUUGUUAGUGGUACUGACGCUAGGGUAACAGGUGUUCCGAGUUCAAGUGAGGUCAACGGAAGUAAAGUGGAAGACUCGGUGAAGAAUAAGUUGGUGUAUGAACUAAGCGAUGAAUUAGAAUGCAGAAGAAGAACUGUAACGUGUGAAAAUAUUGAAAAAGUGGCCUGUGUGAACAGUGUGGUUGAGUUGAGUCAAAGUGUAAGAUAUGAUAAUCAUUUUAAGUGUAAAAAAUUAAGAAUAUCACUAAAUAGCCUUAACGUAAAUAAAAAUUAUUGUUCGGUGCCAAAAGUUGUCCCACCAAAUGUAAAAAGCAAAAUUAAUUUCGACGUUGUUGUAAGAAACUCAAAGAUUUGCCAAAAAACCCAACGCAAAGAAUCUUUUAUGUCGCUUUUUACUUCAACUAUACGAAGAAGAAAUAAGUUCUUCCUGUUGCCUUCUCCAAUUAACUUCUUGCAUCAGUUGUUGCUGAUGGCCCUAACCCUGCUAUUUACUCUACCUAUUGCCCUGUCAACGACGGGAUCACCACCUCGGUACUCACGCGACGCCAUGCCCAACACCAGCUUCUCGUGUGACGACAAGGCGUCGGGAGGUUACUACGCGGACACGCAGGCCGAGUGUCAGAUGUUUCACGUGUGUGUUCGCGUCAGCGAAGAAGAGAUCCGCGAUCACAAAUUCUUGUGUCCGAACGACACAAUCUUCGACCAGCAGAAUUUUAUCUGCGCCAGCUGGUGGGACACCGAGUGUAAACCGCUGCCAUCUUACGACGAUAAGAACGAAUUAAUUCGACCCAACGAUCCUUGGGCACAACAAACUCCAAUAAAAGAAGAAACUAAACCUCUUUCCGAGAAGGAGUUCUACUACGACUACUUAUUAGAAUAUGAAAAUGCCAACAGGCCUUCGGCGGGUGUCACUGAAUAUGAAUACCAGUAUUAUGACGAUGCCGGGACACAGGAGAGAAAUUCAGAAAACAGAAAUUCAGAAAACCGUCAGAAUAAGGGUUUAGGAUAUGUGAUGUCGUCUCUUGCUAGGUCUGUGUCGAGACCAAAGUCAGCAGUAAACGAUAUUAAAACUACUUCUGAUUACGUUGUUUCUACCAAAAUCGGCUCUCAAUCUACAUUAGAUCCCGUCGUGGAAUCUUCUGCCCCGACAACCAAUAAACCAAUUAUUUUUUCAACGAGACGCACAACUCGUCAGACAGAAAUCCCUACGACCUCACAAUCACCGAUCUUAUCUCCAUUUGCUGUACCGUUCGAAGUCGGCAAGCCUGUCGUUUCUAUUAGUAGCACUUCGUUGAAAUUCGAAGUGUCGUCUCCGAGAUAUGUUGAGUCUACUCCUCGUUAUGGUUAUUUUUCUGUUGAACAGCCGUCUUCUACACCCAACUAUCCUCGACAGAGCGUAUCGACUAUUUCUGCCAAAGUCAUACCAGAAUCAACCACCUUGAAAAGCACCACUCCUGCUCCACUACUCACGUCGACACCCAAACCCUAUCACUCUAACAAUAAUUCUACUUAUCAAAGAGUGAAAGAAUAUAAAGCAGAAGAUUUCGCUGCGUUUUCUGACGCAGAGGAUCCUUUUGCAGACAUUGACUGGAAAAAGGAUGUAUCCGAUGGGACUGCCAUAACCAGAACACGCUACGAAACGGAUUUCGGUGACCAGGAGUUAGGGAAGCAAAAAACCUCCACUUCAAAGCCAGUUAAUUUGAGGCGCAACUUGGAAGCAGAUGUGACUACAGCAGCCAAAAAGCCGCCUGAACCUCUAAAAACUGUGAGCGUCUCAAGCAGUUCUAGCUCAAGCAUUGGCACCAGAAAUAUAGAGGCGGUGACUCCAAAUUCUAGACGGCGAUCACGACGCAGAAAGAUCAAUAGAAGUGAAGUUUCAUCGACUACUACGGAAGCUUUGUCUUCGGACCACACAUCAAAUGACCGACGUCAAAGAAUUUAUACCGGUCCUUCGCGGCAGGAUUUUUCCAAUUUUCGAUAUUUUAAGACUGCUUUCGGCAAUACCGAAGUCAUUGAGCCCAGAAUAAAUUCAACUCGUUCAAACCGAUCUCGUCUUGCUUCGGUGCGCGUUGGCGAGCCUUUCAUUGCGAGGAGACGAGGAAAACAGCAAGACGAAGCUUCCGUAUCUGCAUCUCGAAGUACACGCUACUCCAUAUAUGCUUAAUUACGGUCAAAAAAUUCCGUUCCGUGCCUCAUAACUAUUUCUGACUUAAUCACCUAAUAUUGAUUAUUAACUGAAUAACUUUUAUUGUUAACUGAUAAUAUUCCGCCAUGUGGUUUAGAAUGAAUUUUUAACACCACACGGAUAUGGACACCUAUGCAGAUUUGUGGGAUAUGGUCUCUCGACAAAGAGAAGUAAAGUUGUUGAUGUUGAACUAAUAAAAUCAAGAGAGUAAUGAUAUUCAUUACAAAUCAUCAGCUGGUUUGAAGCUUUGCCACGCCAUCUAAUUUCUAUUGAAACUUGCGUUCUCAAGAGAGUUCUGUGUCGGAAUGAGUCUUCGUAUGAAUUGCAUCAUAAUGUAAUGAUACAAUAACAUAAUAUUAUUCCCGCUGUAAUGUUAUCCCGCGUUGAGUGGUCAGACUUCAUGGUUGUUUAUACAAACUGUACUAUAACCAAUCUGUACAAACUCUACAAUCUCAUUUAGAGAUAAAAUAGCUCGAUAGUUCCUGUGGGAUAAACUCUUCGUUGGGAAAUUCUAAGUCAAAUUCAAACUAACAUUCGCAGAAUAGUUUUUGAUAUAUUUGCUGUGUGACACCUCGUGUUUCUCUUAUCAAUAAUAAAAAUAUCAAUGAUUUCUCGAUAGAUGAAUGAUCAAUGGAGCUGAUAAAUUUCAGAAAUAAUUUAGAUAACCUGAAGAUAUUGUGUUAAAUUUUUGAAAUUGUGUCAGGUUGUUACCAUUUAAGCAGCUGGGAACAAGUACAAGAGCACGAUUUAUU